AUGAUUUCUCAAGUCCAGGCCAUUGAUGGCAUCGAGCCUUUUUCCUCGGAUGAGUCAACAGAAAUCAAUAAACAAGCCGAUAACACCGUUGAGGAGCUAUCUAAGCUGAAGUCUCUGCACCAAUGGGACCCAAAUCUUUCUCAAGAGAAAAUUGAUGAAAUUAACGAGGCAGUUGACACAAAUGAUCAAGAAAAGGCCGCUGAAUUGGACAAGUCUUUUGUUCAGGAUUCACCUUACGAAUCCGUUCGUGCGGCCGUGCGGAACACCGACGGUGAGGAAGUUGCAAAUACCGUGCGAGCAUGGAUUCUAGGAAUGUUUUUUACAACGAUCGGCAGUGGGCUUAACAUGUUUUUGAGUAUGAGGAGCCCGGCCAUUUCAUUUCCAUCUAUCGUGGUGCAAUUGCUCGUCUACCCAAUAGGUUGCGCAUGGGCCAGAUAUAUGCCAACAAGAGUCUUCAAUACCUUUGGAGUCCAAUGGACCCUAAACACUGGUCCUUUUACUAUUAAAGAGCACACAGUCGUCACACUCAUGGCCAACGUGUCCAUCGGAUAUGCAUACUGCACAGAUGCUCUCUUGGCAUUGAAAGCUGAGCCCCUAUAUAAUCUCGAUAUUGGCUGGGGAUUCCAGCUGCUCUUUGCAUUGAGCAGUCAAAUAAUUGGUAUCGCCCUAGCUGGAAUUUUUCGUCGCUUCCUUGUCUGGCCGGCGGCUAUGGUGUGGCCGACGCAAUUUGCAAACACUACUUUGUUCUAUGCUCUACAUGACAAAAGUGCUUCCGAUCCAUCCCAAACCAACGGAUGGACUAUCUCACGCUACCGCUACUUUAUGUAUGUCAUGGGUGGGAUGUUUGUCUACUACUGGAUCCCCGGUGUGCUCUGGCAGGGGCUUUCAGUGUUUGCUUUCAUAACCUGGAUCAAGCCAAAUAAUGUUGUUUUGAAUCAACUGUUUGGCGGAUUUACUGGACUUUCGCUCAUCCCGAUUACUUUUGAUUGGACAUAUGUUUCUGCCUACCUUCUUGACCCAUUGCUCUCACCUGUUCACUCCUUGGUCAAUACCAUGAUUGGACUAGUGGUUUUCAUGCUUCUUACAACAAUUGGAAUUGCUUAUACUGGAGCUCUGUACUCCGAAUAUCUCCCGAUCAACACAUCCUCCACCUACGACAAUCAACAGCAAGCCUACGAUGUGACCAAGAUUCUGGGGCCAGAUUUCUCAUUUGAUGAACAGAAAUAUAAAGCAUACUCGCCAAUGUUUCUGGCGCCGACAUUUGCGCUCAAUUACGGCCUUUCAUUUGCCGCACUCACAGCAGCGAUCGUUCACAUAGUUCUUUUCCACCGAAAGGAGAUCUGGCAUCGAUUCAAAUUUUCUCGGAACCAAGAGCCUGACAUUCAUAUGACACUAAUGAAAAAGUACCAGGAAGUCCCUGAAUUUUGGUAUGCGGGACUUUUCAUCGUCUCAAUUGCACUAGGACUGGGCUGCAUCUUGGGCUACGACUCCCAGCUCCCCUGGUGGGCAUAUUUCGUGUCCCUGAUAAUUGCAGUUGUAUUCAUUAUUCCGACUUGCAUGAUUUUAGCAAUUACAAACAUUCAGCUCUCACUGAAUGUCAUAUCUCCCUUCUUAGCUGGCUUCAUGAUUCCCGGGAAACCGAUCGGAGUCAUGGUCUUCAAAGUUUUCAGCACAAUCACUCUUGGCCAAGCGCAAACAUAUUGCUCGGAUCUCAAGCUGGCGCACUACAUGAAGGUGCCUCCUCGAGUCACAUUCAUGUGUCAAGUUGUUGCCACAAUAUGGGCAUGUUUUGUACAGAUUGCGGUCAUGAAUUGGACCUUAGGAAACAUCGAAGGCGUUUGCAAUUCUGAACAAUCAGCGCAUUUCACUUGCCCGAACGGAAGGGCUUUCUUCUCAUCUAGCAUCGUUUGGGGGGCUAUUGGUCCAAAUCGCAUGUUUGGACCCGGUGCGAUUUACACACAGUUCCAAUGGUUCUGGCUUAUCGGAGCCCUUCUACCUGUUACAUUUUAUGUUUUGAUGCGAGUUUUCCCUCGGUCAAAGGCCCGCUUCCUCAAUGCACCAGUUAUGCUGGGUGCGAUGGCCUGGCUGCCUCCUGCCACACCCUUGAGCUAUUCUUCCUGGGCUAUGUUCGGUCUCAUCUUCAACUACUGGAUCCGACGUCGGUGGAGUGGCUGGUGGCAUAACUAUAACUACAUCACAGCUGCAGGUUUGGAUACUGGCCUUAUCCUAUCGACAAUCGUCAUUUUUUUCGCGAUUACGCUCCCUGGUGUCUCCAUCCCAGCAUGGUGGGGCAAUAUCGCUCCGUAUGAGACAAUGGAUUCUUUGUAUACGGCAAUUCAGAAGACAGUGUCAGAUGGAGAGACCUUUGGGCCAUUAACGUGGUGA
This is a messenger RNA of Penicillium atrosanguineum, 2385 nucleotides long. RefSeq lists its product as uncharacterized. Bases 1 to 2385 code for a protein of 794 amino acids. NCBI's taxonomy places the organism in Eukaryota, Fungi, Ascomycota, Eurotiomycetes, Eurotiales, Aspergillaceae. The record is from RefSeq and is a predicted model, not a curated record. The transcript is spliced from 20 exons. Gene Ontology annotation, biological process: transmembrane transport. Gene Ontology annotation, molecular function: oligopeptide transmembrane transporter activity.